AUGUUUAAACUUUCAUUAAUUAAUAUUUUUUUCUUAACUACCUGUAUUACGCCAAGUAUAUCUGUAUUAAUAUAUUUAAUUGUACCAGUACAAACAGUUAGAGUUUUCGGUGGUAAUAUCGCUGAUCAAUCUACGCGUGAUGCAGCUCAAUUAUGGGUUCGAACAACAUCUAACGGUGAUAUACUUGUAUCAUUAUUAAGUGGUAUCGCAUUAUUUAAAGAAUCGGAUUGGAAUUUUCGACAAAUAGUCAUUCGUGUUUGUUCAAUUUCGAAUUUUGUUCAUUUUGCUUGUUUUUUAUUUCAUCAUUAUUUCGUAGCACACCAUCAUAUAGCACUUGUUAUUGUGUAUUAUUCGGCAUUAUCUGUAACUUUAUUAACUGGUCUAGGUUGGGGAUUGAACUGGAAUACUAUUUUGAAAAGAAAUGAAGAAUAUUCCGAUCAAAUACAACUAGCAAGGGAGUCAAAUAGGUCACUUGAUCCUGCUUAA
Adineta steineri is the source of this 486-nucleotide messenger RNA. Lineage: Eukaryota; Metazoa; Rotifera; Eurotatoria; Adinetida; Adinetidae. The record is from the annotation of a GenBank genome assembly.